Messenger RNA from Myodes glareolus (Bank vole), 2722 nucleotides. NCBI's taxonomy places the organism in Eukaryota, Metazoa, Chordata, Mammalia, Rodentia, Cricetidae. The record is from RefSeq and is a predicted model, not a curated record.
GAGCCAUGAUAAGCAUUACUGGUUGUUAGGCCUAGGACUCUCUGUGCCUCUCCCACAGAUUCUGUCGCCUACGUGUCACUGGGGGAGAACGAGCUUUUGGCCGGAGUAAAAGACUGCCCUCGGAAUCCAAAGCGUUUCAUAGACCUUAAAGAAGAGAAUGUCGAGACGCAGUAGCCGUUUACAAGCUAAGCAGCAGCAUGCCCAGCCCAGCCAGCCAGACUCCCCGCAAGAAGCCCAGAUAAUUCAGGCCAAGAAGAGGAAAACAGCACAGGAUGUCAAAAAAGGAAAAGAGGAGAUCACCAAGAAGCAUCAGUACGAGAUUCGGAAUUGUUGGCCGCCUGUACUGUCUGGAGGAAUCAGUCCUUGCAUUAUUAUUGAAACACCCCAUAAAGAAAUAGGAACAAGCGACUUCUCUAGAUUUACAAAUUACAGAUUUAAAAACCUUUUUAUUAAUCCUUCACCUCUGCCAGAUUUAAGCUGGGGAUGUUCACAGGAGGUUUGGCACAACAUGCUGCAGAAGGAGAGCAGAUACGUACAUGGCAAACAUUUUCAAGUUCUUCACUCUGACCUGGAACCACAGAUGAGGUCAAUACUUUUAGACUGGCUUUUAGAGGUAUGCGAAGUCUACACACUUCAUAGGGAGACAUUCUACCUUGCCCAAGACUUUUUUGACAGAUUUAUGUUGACACAAAAAGAUGUAAAUAAAAAUAUGCUUCAACUCAUUGGGAUUACCUCAUUGUUCAUUGCUUCUAAACUUGAGGAAAUCUACGCUCCCAAACUCCAAGAGUUUGCUUAUGUCACUGAUGGUGCUUGCAGUGAAGUAGAUAUCUUAAAGAUGGAACUCAAUAUCUUAAAGGCUUUAAAAUGGGAACUUUGUCCUGUAACAGUCAUUUCCUGGUUGAAUCUUUUUCUCCAAGUUGAUGCUGUUAAAGAUGUUCCUAAGGUUCUUCUACCUCAGUAUUCCCAGGAGACAUUCAUCCAGAUAGCUCAGCUUUUAGAUCUGUGUAUCCUUGCUAUUGACUCGUUAGAAUUCCAAUACAGAAUUCUGGCAGCUGCAGCCUUAUGCCAUUUUACCUCCAUUGAAGUGGUUAAGAAAGCCUCAGGUUUGGAAUGGGAGGACAUUUCCGAGUGUGUAGACUGGAUGGUGCCUUUUGUCAGUGUAGUCAAAAGUAUAAGUCCAGUGAAGCUGAAGACCUUUAAGAAGAUAGCCAUGGAAGACAGGCACAAUAUCCAGACACAUACAAAUUAUUUGGCUUUGCUGAGUGAAGUGAACUAUGUGAGCACCUUCAGAAAAGCAGGGCAGUUGUCGCCAGUGUGUAAUGGCGGGAUUAUGACACCACCGAAGAGUACUGAAAAACCACCAAUAAAACCCUGAAGUUAACAUCAAAUUGGAAUUGAAAAAAUACUGAAUAAGGUUCAUACAAAUGAGUAAGUUUACAGGAAAGUAGUGUUGUGGCUAUCCUUGCCCACUGAGGAGUUACACUGCCAUUUUAUUUAAAAACUACAUCAGUUUGGUGGCACUAAAUGCCUAGGGUACAUGAAGCCGUGGGCUCAAUCCCCAGCACUACAAAAGAACAAAACAAACUUCCAAAAAAAAAAAAGUUGGCACUAAAGAAAUUUCCUCUAGCUGUUCAUAAGAAAAGAGGACUUGUUUACAGGGGUGACUUCACACCCAAGGACAGUGGCUAGAAGCCAGCAACAAUUGGUGCUAUAGCAGUUUGUUUGUUACUGUGUUUCUCUUGAUAAAGUAGGAUUUUAUCAUUGGACUAUGGACUAAACUAGUGAUACUCAAAAGAUACAUCACUGACACACAACUUUGAUUCCUAAGUUCCUACACUCUUGAAUGGUGCAAUUUGUCUUUUGAAAAUGAAAUUUAAACUUAUUUACAAAGAAUGUUUUGUAAUACAGUGACUAAUUUAUCUAAAGCUGUUUGUAACAAACAAUGAUAAAACUUGAAUUUUUACAAAUGGUGAAGCUCAAUCUGUUUUUAGUUUGUCUUACCAUAAUAUUUCUUAAUCAGUAAGGCAUGAACCAAAUGUUUAAACUGUUCUAAACAAUGGGAGAACCAAAGAAAUUAUAAACAAGAUAAAUGCUUUGGCUUCUGUGGGGUUUUACUUGAUCUAAAGGUUGCUUUAUGACCUUUUCAUACAUCACAUCUGGGUAAAACUUUAAUGCCUUUUCAAACUAUUUACAUAGGAAAGUCACUUUAUUGCACUAAGCUACCCCUAAGUAUUUUUGAAAUAUAGUGUGAAACUAAGGCUUUAUGUUUGCAAAACUGGCAGUCCAUUUUUAAGCCCCAUCUUAUGAGAUGAACUUAACAUAUGACCUAAACUUUCUAUUUUCUAUGGCAGAAAAAAUAUUAAAUGUAUACUGACUCCUAGAAAUCUAUUUAUUUAAACUUGUUGUAUAUAGAUUAGCUACUUAUACAUUAAAUAUUUUAAGUUAGCCUUUGAAAAAGAAAUUUGGGCCUAAAAAGUCAAUUUCAUUAGAAAAAAAUGACGCCAGGUUGCCAGACAUGAAAACCUUUUCUCCUUGAAGAAAUUGUGAACUAUUUGUUAAUGUGUGACGUUGUUGUAUAGUUUUUGUUAAUAAAACUAGUUUGCUUCAGUUUUUGUCUGAAAAGAAAACACCACUAAAUUGUACAUAUGUAUUAUAUAAACUUCAUCUUUUAAUACUGUUUACUUUUAGCCCAUGUUUAAAAAAUAAAAGUUUAAAAAAUUAA